GCUUUUCAGGCUCUUCCGCUUUGCUCUUCUGCUUGGAAUGAAUUGAAAUCUCCGCGAGCCGCCACGGCUCUGGUACUUUUAUAAAACUGUCCUUGCUCUCUCUGCGUUCGUCCAGUCAAGGGUAUCUUUGCUUGAGAGGCAGCCUAGCUUGGGCCUCCCAGCUUCCCAGCUACUGCCUGCUUCGCAGACCUGACGGAAUCAGAAGGUGCUUGAUGCUCCACAGUUGGUCUGCUGCCAAUCCCCACCCUCCAUGAGCCUUGGUUCUGAUGCAACCUUUGGUCAUGCAGGGAUGCCCUUACACCCUCCCACGAUGUCAUGAGUGGCAUGCUGCUGACCGGUUUCAUCACAGCAGCAGCCUCCGAAACACCUGUCCUCAGCCUCAGGUUAGAGCUGCGGUCACCAUCCCUGCUCCACCUUGGGAUGGGGCCGGGGAUCCCUGCCUAAGUCCAAAGCUCUUGAACGGGACCGUUGGAGCCACUGGGCCCCUGGAGCCAUCAGCCAUGAAUCUGUGUUGGAAUGAAAUAAAAAAGAAGUCUUACAACCUCCGUGCUCGCCUAGAGGCCUUCUCAGACCACAGUGGAAAACUUCAGCUCCCGCUCCAAGAGAUUAUUGACUGGCUCAGCCAAAAGGAUGAGGAGUUGUCAGCUCAGCUCCCCUUGCAAGGGGAUGUGGCCCUGGUACAACAGGAGAAGGAGACACAUGCAGCCUUCAUGGAAGAAGUCAAGUCUAAGGGCCCCUACAUCUACUCUGUGCUGGAAUCCGCUCAGGCUUUCCUGUCCCAGCAUCCAUUUGAAGAAUUAGAGGAGUCUCAUUCUGAGAGUAAAGAUACCUCCCCCAGACAGCGAAUUCAAAAUCUUAGUCGCUUUGUAUGGAAGCAGGCAACAGUGGCCAGUGAGCUGUGGGAGAAGCUGACAGCCCGCUGUGUAGAUCAGCAUCGCCACAUUGAGCAUACUCUGGAACAUCUAUUGGAGAUCCAAGGAGCAAUGGAGGAAUUGAGCAGUACUUUGACCCAAGCAGAGGGAGUCCGAGCCACGUGGGAGCCCAUAGGAGAUCUCUUUAUUGAUUCCCUCCCAGAGCAUAUCCAAGCCAUCAAGCUAUUCAAAGAAGAAUUCUCUCCUGUGAAAGAUGGGGUGAAGUUAGUGAAUGAUCUGGCCCACCAGCUUGCCAUCUCUGAUGUGCACUUGUCAAUGGAGAAUUCCAGGGCUCUGGAACAGAUCAACAUCCGGUGGAAACAGCUCCAGGUGUCAGUGGCUGAGAGGCUUAAGCAACUCCAGGAUGCCCACCGGGACUUUGGGCCUGGGUCACAGCACUUCCUCUCCACUUCUGUCCAAGUUCCCUGGGAAAGAGCAAUUUCUCCCAAUAAAGUCCCCUACUACAUCAACCACCAGGCUCAGACCACAUGCUGGGACCAUCCUAAGAUGACUGAGUUAUACCAAACCCUAGCUGAUCUGAACAACAUUAAGUUCUCAGCUUACCGCACUGCCAUGAAGCUCCGCAGAGUCCAGAAGGCCCUGCGCCUGGAUCUGGUAACUUUAACUACAGCUCUGGAGAUCUUCAAUGAGCAUGACUUGCAGGCCAGUGAACAUGUGAUGGAUGUGGUGGAGGUCAUUCACUGCUUGACUGCCUUGUAUGAACGACUGGAGGAGGAAAGAGGCAUCCUGGUCAAUGUGCCACUGUGUGUAGACAUGAGCCUCAACUGGCUCCUCAAUGUUUUUGAUAGUGGUCGCAGUGGAAAGAUGCGAGCAUUGUCCUUUAAGACUGGCAUCGCAUGCCUGUGUGGCACGGAAGUGAAAGAAAAACUUCAGUAUCUCUUCAGCCAAGUGGCCAAUUCAGGCAGCCAGUGUGAUCAACGCCAUCUCGGUGCCCUGCUUCAUGAAGCCAUUCAAGUGCCCCGUCAGCUGGGUGAAGUGGCAGCAUUUGGGGGCAGCAAUGUGGAGCCCAGUGUCCGUAGUUGCUUUCGCUUUAGCACUGGCAAGCCAGUCAUUGAAGCUUCCCAAUUCCUGGAGUGGGUCAACUUGGAGCCCCAGUCUAUGGUGUGGCUGGCUGUUCUGCAUCGGGUCACCAUCGCUGAGCAAGUGAAGCAUCAAACCAAGUGCUCUAUCUGUAGACAGUGCCCCAUCAAAGGGUUCAGGUACCGGAGUCUGAAACAGUUUAACGUGGAUAUCUGCCAGACCUGCUUCUUGACAGGCAGGGCCAGCAAAGGCAACAAGCUCCACUAUCCCAUCAUGGAGUAUUACACACCGACCACAUCUAGUGAAAACAUGAGGGACUUUGCCACAACCUUAAAGAAUAAAUUCCGCUCCAAGCAGUAUUUCAGUAAACACCCUCAGAGAGGUUAUCUGCCCGUGCAGUCAGUCCUGGAGAGCGACUGCAGUGAGACACCUGCUUCUUCCCCGAUGUUGCCACACGCUGACACACACUCUCGAAUUGAACAUUUUGCCAGCAGGCUUGCUGAGAUGGAAAGUCAAAAUUGUUCCUUUUUUAAUGACAGCCUGUCCCCGGAUGAUAGCAUUGAUGAGGACCAGUACCUGUUGCGGCACUCCAGCCCCAUCACAGACCGAGAGCCGGCCUUUGGACAGCAGGUUCCAUGCAGCAUGGCCACAGAAAGCAAGGGGGAGCUAGAGAAGAUCCUGGCCCAUUUAGAAGAUGAGAACCGGAUUCUCCAGGGAGAGUUGAGGCGCCUGAAAUGGCAGCACGAGGAGGCAGCCGAGGCACCUACCCUGGCUGAGGGCUCUGCUGAAGCCACCCCAGACCACCGCAAUGAAGAACUUCUGGCUGAAGCCAGGAUCCUGCGGCAGCACAAAAGCCGCCUGGAGACGCGCAUGCAGAUCCUUGAAGACCACAACAAGCAGCUAGAGUCUCAGCUGCAACGCCUGAGGGAGCUGCUCCUGCAGCCACCCAGUGAAUCAGAUGGCAAUGGCUCUGCAGGCUCCUCCCUAGCUUCCUCUCCACGCCAGUCAGAAGGCAGUCAUCCCCGGGAGAAGGGACAGACUACUCCAGACACUGAGGUUGCAGAUGAUGUGGGGUCAAAGAGUCAGGAUGUCAGCCUAUGCUUAGAAGACAUCAUGGAGAAGCUCCGCCAUGCCUUCCCCAGUGUGCGAAGCUCUGAUGUGACUGCAAACACUCUGCUGGCCUCUUGAUGGAGUCAGCGCCCCAUCCUGUAGCUCAUAGUCCUUUCCCCAUUCUUGUCAAUGCCUUCCUUCCCUUAACCUUUGCCCAAACUUUCCAGGAACCACUGGCCCCACGUUCCUCAGCCAGAGAUGUUUGGACCUGGGGCAGCAGCAGAGAUCUAAUGGUAUGUGAGAUGUGGUGGGGGAAGAGGGGAGGAGAGGUGUGUUUCCUCUGACUCUAGAAAUGUACCAAAUAAUCCUUAAGAUUGAGCUUGUCCCUCAAUGUUAUUCUGCUCUUGCAGCCCAGACAAAGGCACUUGUCACCCAGAUAAGGAGCAGAAAGUUACCUUGCAGAGCUAAGCAGUGCCCACUGGUCCCUUUCACUUCUUCAUGGAAUCAUAGAAGUGAAAGACUAAUGGCCCCAAGGUCCUGAAUUAUUGAUUCCCCCAAGGGUUAUUCCUACCCUCUGGCUCAACUGAAAGAGACAAAUGGUUAUGGCUGAGAUACUCCUCCAAAGUGCCCCUUGGGAAGUCUGGGCAGUUUAUGUCCCAUUAAUUCAGCUCCGGAGCAUAGUUCUUACCUCUCAUUCUAUCUACAUGGUGUUUUCCUCCCGUGUCUUUGAUUUAUCCUGCCACAGUACAUACCAGAGCUUCUCUGGUGAAGGAACAAUUCACUGUAGAUAUGCUUCCACCCGAUAUUUGGAAACAUUAAAGAAAUACUUGUUUCUUUAUAUCCCCUCUCCCCAUGCUCCUGUUUCCUGAUGGUCUUGGCAUCCCAAGAGACUCAUUGAGAUGCUCUGGAAGCCCAUCUGAAGCCACUCUUUUUGGUUUUCUGAGUCUAUCCUCACUGAUCUGCUAGCAGGAAUGGCAGCUUCUUCAAAGAGUGCUCUCUCUCUCUCUCUCUCUCUCUCUCUCUCUCUCUCUCUCUCUCUCUCUCAAAAGAAACAGAAACCCUCUAUUCUAGGGGAGUAUGGGCCUGACGCUGUCCAGGAUAUAACCAUGUGAUAGCAUAGGUUGGACUGGGUGAGAUGGCUGAUUGGCCCCAGAUAUUCACUGGAAAGUUCCAACUGACCAGCCUGAAUAAUGAUCCCUGCUUCAAAGCUACUAGACUUGAAUCAGAAAACUGGCCACAUUCCACCCAAGAUGGAAUAGCAGCAAGGUCUUCCUGCGCAUAAAACUGUUGCUAACACUGAAAGGUGAACCCAGUCCUCAAAAUGAGUUAACUUUUCCUAGGCUGUAUAUACUCUGACUCCUCUGUCCAGCAACUGUUCAAAAUAGAGUGUGGAUGUGAAAAGAGUGGCUUAGGGAACGUGGAGCAGAGACAGAGUGCAUUUACACUACUUUUUACCAAGGAGAGCUUUCACCCCAGAGCCUUGCA
Mus caroli (Ryukyu mouse) is the source of this 4487-nucleotide messenger RNA. The record is from RefSeq and is a predicted model, not a curated record. NCBI's taxonomy places the organism in Eukaryota, Metazoa, Chordata, Mammalia, Rodentia, Muridae.